Heterotrigona itama is the source of this 632-nucleotide messenger RNA. Lineage: Eukaryota; Metazoa; Arthropoda; Insecta; Hymenoptera; Apidae. The record is from the annotation of a GenBank genome assembly.
GAAGUGUGAACGAGAGGGAAAGUGCCGUGGGUUUACGCUUCGUUACUUCACCACAGGAGGAAACACCGAAAACACGCUGACGAUUAACUGGAAUCCACUUUGCCUACACUUCUUUCCAUUGGGGCUUGAAUUUACCAAAGAUGGAUGUGCUCGUAUCAACGUUCUUCCGGACGAGUUACGUGUAUGUUAGAGACGAACAUGUUGACAGCACGGUCUCUAGUCUCGAGGUAGUCUCUGGAGUCACGAAAGUCAGGCGGAUAGGUUGGAAGACGGGACGAAGCUCGUACAGCUCCAGGGAAUAUCCCAAAGUUUCUCAGGAAGAUUCGAAACGCUGCACGAUGGCUUACCUAGAAGCUGAAUCGAAUAUCGAGCAACAAAGAUUUUCGACUUUCCGAAUUUUCAUCAAGAAUCGCCGGACUCAUGCUUUGAAUCUUUUACCUUCAGAGCCAGAAAGUCUUCUUUACGGAUCUAUAAGUUAUCAAAUGUCCUCUUUCGAAGAUCAUAGUUUAGAGGAAGAUUAUUGGCAAUCCCUAAUUGUAAUGGCGGACUGUGAAACAAAACGUCAUACUGUAUGUCCGUGGUUCCCAACGUGGGGCCCACAGGAGAAACAAUUUGAGUUUCUAAAGGGAUAA